GGAUCCGGAAGAAGGCCUCGUAAGAGUAGCGCAAUCUCAGUGCAAGAGAUCGAUUCAUCCUACAUUACAUCCACGUUGCCUUAACAUCAAGCUGACCUGGCAGUCACGGUCAUGAGCCUUCAUAUGGGAAAAGCAUCAAUAUUAGCAUGUUUGUUGAGCCUAGGUAAAGCGGGGGUAAAGCGCAACAUUGACAUUGUUAGUACUGGGCCGGCGCCGGUUGUAUAGCUGCGCAUUCCACGCAGUCAUUCCUUCUGUCAGUGGGUCCAUUGGCUUCAUCCUUGACUCUUGUUGCAAGAAACGCUAGAAGCCAACCGGCAGCGCAGUUGCCCCAAUGCUGUUAGCUACUGCUACAUUCCUAGAAAGCUACUUCUUGGAGCUAGCUAGUGAGUAGAAGCAAGCAAAUUGAAUUGCCUCAAAGCUGCUAUGUCCAUCAACAGGACUUGGAGGGUCCUCAGAGAGAGAAGCAUGGCGCAAGCACCAACGAAACGUGGGCUGAAUUUGAGCGCCGGCCCCAUCCUAGUUCUGCUUCUCCUACUGCCAGCAGCGCACGCAAUGCCAACCCUCGCGCACUCAGGGCGCAAGCUGCUUGCGACCCAACAAGUGGUGGAAGAAGCGGUGGCCUCCACGUUUGACUUCUUGACUGCGCUCAACACUGAUCUCAGGAACCCCUUGGCUACCGUCGAGAACGUCCCGUGCGAGGAGUUCCAACCGGCCACGGGAGCCUACUAUCUGACGGCCGCCUUUGAUGCCCCUGGCGAUGGAUUUCCCCUACCGGUUCCCGCCCGCACCUGCACUUUCAGGCCGAACCGCCCGGUAAUCAUCACUGUGGCUGACGUCCUCUGCUGGGCGGUUUGCUCCCCGUUCUACUGCGCCUGCUGCGAUGGCUCGGUGCAGCUUUCCACGGUCGGGGAUGACGUGUGCCCGAUCGAUCAGACGAUCACCGACUGCCCCGUCUGCCGCCAAGCCGAGGCAAAGGGCGGUACCUGGGCCGCUCUGCGCAACUCGACCGGUAACUUCGCCACGAUCACCGACCUCUCAACCGGUGAAACCACGCCCCUGGAGAUCUUUUUCGUCGACAAAGACUCCCCGGCGCAAACGCUCCCGGCCCACAGUUUCCUCAGCGAUUUGGACCUCUGGUACGGACCGGGGGCGCACGAGAUCGGACCGAGCCUUUACACCGGUUACUUCGCGUACCUUGACGCGGGCGUUUUGCGGUCGGGGCGUCGCUACCGGGUGGAAACCGUGUCGUCGGUUUACAACAACGGAGAUACGGUCGUGUAUGAUGUGAGUUGGAGAGAGAAGUUUCUGUGGAAGGUGUUAGAAGUAUUUGCGCACU
Molecule: messenger RNA, 1336 nt
Organism: Klebsormidium nitens
Lineage: Eukaryota; Viridiplantae; Streptophyta; Klebsormidiophyceae; Klebsormidiales; Klebsormidiaceae
Source: the annotation of a GenBank genome assembly